Messenger RNA from Chaetomium fimeti, 594 nucleotides. RefSeq names its product peptidyl-tRNA hydrolase. NCBI's taxonomy places the organism in Eukaryota, Fungi, Ascomycota, Sordariomycetes, Sordariales, Chaetomiaceae. Bases 1 to 594 code for a protein of 197 amino acids. Gene Ontology annotation, molecular function: peptidyl-tRNA hydrolase activity. The record is from RefSeq and is a predicted model, not a curated record. The transcript has a single exon.
AUGGUAAUACGACGCCUCGUCGUCAUCAGCCUCGGCAACCCGGGCGAGUUGCGCAACACAUACCACUCGGCCGGCCACAUCGUGCUCCAGGCUCUGCAGCAAGCCAUUGGCCCAUCACAGCCCUCCUUCGCGGCGCAGCGCAUCGGGAAGCAAAACACCCUCGCAUCAAUCGGGUCCCAGUACUCCCUCCUCCAGUCCCCCGCCAUCAUGAACGUGACCGGGCCGUGGGCGGCGCAGGCCUACCGGCAGCAGCUGGUCGACAACCGGCUCGGCGCCGAGGAGGUCGGGGUCGUGCUCGUGCACGACGACCUCGAGGAGGAGCUGGGGGUGAUCAAGAUCCGGGAGUGGAAGCGGAGCCCCCGCGGCCACAACGGCGUCAAGAGCGUGCACGCCGCGCUGGGCGCCAACCCCGCGGCGGGCAAGUGGGCGCGCGUCUCGGUGGGGAUUGGCCGGCCGGAUGCGAGGGACAAGGCCGCUGUGUCGAACUUUGUGCUGAGCAAGAUUCCCAGGGCCACGAGGAACGUCUUGGAGGAUAAUGGUAGCCGUGGGCUGUAUCAGGCGCUUGCGGAGCUGAACACCAAGUGGGGUGGUUAG